Messenger RNA from Chiloscyllium plagiosum (whitespotted bambooshark), 5479 nucleotides. RefSeq names its product lysine-specific demethylase 5B-like. Gene Ontology annotation, biological process: chromatin remodeling; regulation of DNA-templated transcription. Lineage: Eukaryota; Metazoa; Chordata; Chondrichthyes; Orectolobiformes; Hemiscylliidae. Gene Ontology annotation, molecular function: DNA binding; histone H3K4me/H3K4me2/H3K4me3 demethylase activity. Gene Ontology annotation, cellular component: nucleus; chromatin. The record is from RefSeq and is a predicted model, not a curated record.
GGAGCAACGGAAAAAAAAAAGAGGCUGGGGAUCGGCUCGAGGCCGGAGCGCCGCGACACCACAGACCGCGUGAGGCCGGGGGGUGCCGUGACACCGACAUCCGUACGAGGCCGGGGCGCCGCCACUUUGCGGAUCGCGCGCGGCCGGGGCGCCGCGACACGGAACCGCCAGUAACCGUCGAUCGAGGCCGGGACGCCAUCGCACUGAGUCCCCCGUUUGGCAGCGCCAUGAACCCGGCGGUGGAGUUCAUCCCCCCGCCCGAGUGCCCAGUCUUCGAACCCACUCCGGAGGAGUUCGCCGACCCCUUUAGAUUUAUCAGCAAGAUCCGGCCCAUCGCCGAGAAAACCGGUAUCUGUAAAGUCCGUCCACCACAGAAUUGGCAGCCGCCCUUUGCUUGUGAUGUUGACAAACUGCACUUCACUCCACGAAUUCAGAGACUGAACGAACUAGAGGCUCAGACCAGAGUAAAGCUCAAUUUUCUCGACCAGAUAGCAAAAUUCUGGGAGUUGCAGGGCUCAACGUUAAAAAUUCCACAUGUAGAAAGGAAGAUCUUGGACUUGUUUUUACUCAAUAAGCUUGUUGCAGAAGAAGGUGGAUUUGAAAUCGUUUGUAAGGAACGGCGAUGGUCUAAGAUAGCGCACAAGAUGGCAUAUCCACCUGGAAAAGCAUUGGGCUCACUUCUUCGAUCUCACUAUGAGCGUAUCCUGUAUCCAUAUAAUCUUUUUCAGUCUGGAGCCAGUCUUUUGUGUGUCCAGAAGCCAAGCCUGAUCAAUGAUGAGAAAGACCAAGAGUACAAGCCACAUGAUAUUGUUCAGCGACAGUCUGUGCACUCUUCAGAAAUGAGCAUGCCGGCCCGACGAGCGAAACGCAUGAGAUCUGAGGUGGGGUGCGUAAAGACCGAGGCAAGUGAGAUUAUGGAGGUUCAUGCCCAUGAUUUACGACCAAAAACCAGGAGUGGAUCGAUGAAAUGUGAAAGUGAAAAGUACAAUAUGCAUGGAAUGAAGAAAGAGGGAAGUGAGAAUCGUGCCACUGAUUCCGAGCGAGCCAGACCAAUCAGAAACAACAGGAAUAUGACAACCUCAAAUAUUGUGGAUCUGUAUGUUUGCCUGAUCUGUGGACAAGGUAAUGAAGAGGAUCGACUUCUGCUGUGUGACGGCUGUGAUGACAGUUACCACACCUUCUGUUUAAUUCCACCCCUACAAGAUGUUCCUAAAGGUGAUUGGAGGUGUCCAAAGUGUCUGGCUCAGGAGUGUAGCAAGCCUCAAGAAGCUUUUGGUUUUGAACAAGCCCCUAGGGACUACACACUCCGUGCAUUUGGAGAAAUGGCAGAUGCCUUUAAAUCAGACUACUUCAAUAUGCCAGUUCAUAUGGUUCCAACUGAACUGGUGGAAAAAGAGUUUUGGCGUUUGGUUAGUACCAUUGAAGAAGAUGUUACUGUGGAAUAUGGAGCUGACAUUGCUUCAAAAGAAUUUGGUAGUGGCUUCCCCAUCAAGAAUGGCAAAAUUAAACUGCGACCUGACGAACAGGAGUACUUUGAUUCAGGAUGGAAUUUAAACAAUAUGCCUGUUUUAGAACCAUCAGUUCUGACACAUGUUAGCGCAGAUAUCUGUGGAAUGAAAUUACCAUGGCUCUAUGUUGGGAUGUGCUUCUCCUCCUUCUGCUGGCACAUUGAAGAUCACUGGAGCUACUCCAUAAAUUAUCUGCAUUGGGGAGAGCCUAAGACAUGGUAUGGAGCACCAGCAUACGUGGCAGAACAGCUGGAGAGUGUUAUGAAGAGAUUGGCGCCAGAGCUGUUUGAAUCCCAGCCUGACCUUCUGCAUCAGCUGGUCACCAUCAUGAACCCUAACACUCUGAUGGCUCACGGAGUGCCAGUUUAUAGAACUAAUCAGUGUGCAGGGGAGUUUGUCAUCACAUUCCCCAGAGCCUAUCACAGUGGUUUUAACCAGGGCUUCAACUUUGCCGAAGCUGUGAAUUUCUGCACAAUGGACUGGCUACCAAUGGGUCGACAGUGUGUGGAACAUUAUCGUCUCCUGAAUCGUUACUGUGUUUUCUCUCAUGAUGAAAUGAUUUGUAAGAUGGCAUCCAAGUCUAAGGAUUUGGAUGUUGUUUUAGCAUCUGCUGUCUAUAAGGAUAUGGUCAUUAUGAUAGAGGAAGAGAAGAAAUUGCGGGAAGCUGUUCGUAAAAUGGGAGUAAUUGAAUCGGUGCGAGAGAACUUCGAAUUAUUACCUGAUGAUGAGCGACAGUGUGCAAAAUGCAAGACUACUUGUUUCUUGUCUGCAAUCUCGUGCAUUUGUAAAUCCAACCAACUGGUUUGUCUGUACCAUGCUAAAGAGCUUUGUUUAUGUCCACCCCACAGAUGUCAUCUCAGGUAUCGCUAUGCUUUGGAUGAUCUCUAUCCAAUUCUAAGUGCAUUAAAAUUGCAUGUAGCAACAUAUGAUGAAUGGUCUUCUAAAGUGACUGAUGCCCUGGAAGCAAAAGAUAAUGAAAAGAAGAGCCUCUCUGAUUUGAAAACAAUGGUAGAGGAAGCAGAGAAGAAAAAGUUCCCAGAAAAUGAUUUGUUGAAACAGCUGAAGGAAGCAAUUUUAGAGGCAGAAAAGUGUGCCUCUGUUGCCCAGCAACUACUAAAUAAUAAAAGACAAACCAGAUAUCGUUCUGGUGGUGGGAAGUCCCAAAACCGACUGACUGUUGCAGAGCUUCAAGCAUUUGUCAAACAACUCUAUGCUCUACCUUGCAUCAUUGACCAGGCACCCUUACUGAAGGACCUUUCAAAUUCCGUAGAAGAUUUUCAGCAGCGCUCUGAGAAGGCUGUCUCUGAUGAAAGACCCGAUACUUCUGAACUACAGCAACUGAUGGAUCUCAGUUUUGGAUUUGACAUAGAAUUGCCACAGCUUCAGCAUCUUCGAGAACAUUUAGAACAAGCAAAGUGGCUAGAUGAAGUGCAGCUGGCUUAUGCUACAUCUGAUUCAUUCAGUUUGGAUGAAAUGAGGCAACUGAUUGAUUCUGGUGUAGGUUUGAUGCCUCAUCAAGCUGUAGAGAAGGCCAUGGCUCAGCUGCAGGAACUCCUGACGGUCUCUGAACAGUUGGAGGAGAAAGCUCACAAUUUGCUGAAGACCAGACCUCCACACUCUUUGACAACCCUAUCGGCUGCCUUGGAAGAAGGGGAAGCUAUACCUGCAUAUUUGCCUCAUGUCUAUGCUUUGAAGGAAGCUAUGGAGAAGGCUCAAAUCUGGCUUCAAGAAGUGGACGUUUUUCAGAAUUCUGAUGAGCACCCUCCAGUGGAAACAUUGGUGGAACUUGUCACCCGUGGCCGUACAAUCCCAGUACGUUUGGAUCCACUUCCUCAACUUGAGUCACUUCUUGCAGAUGUUGAGACCUGGAGAGAUUCUGCAGCUAAAACCUUUCUAAGAAAGAACUCCACCUGUUCCCUUUAUGAGGUGCUGUGUCCCAGGUCAGACAUUUGUGCAACUGGAUUGAAAAACAAAACUAAGAAAUCGAAAGAUACUUUACAGAAUGGAAAACGAAAAGUUACAAAACUGCAAAGUGUGGCAUCAUUCAAUGAAGCCAGACUGAAGGAAAUGGAAUCAUUUCGCUCCAUCCAAACAGCAAAUUCCAUGAAAUUUCUCUCUGAUAUGGACUGUAUGGUCUGUGUUUGUCAAAAGGCUGCAACUGGCUCCAUGUUGCAGUGUGAGCUUUGCAAAGACUGGUUCCAUUGCAGCUGUGUCUUAAUGGUGAAUGCACACCAUGGGGAGUUACCCUGGCUCUGCCCACUUUGUCUGCGAUCAGAAAAACCAUCAUUUGAGCAAAUCCUCCCGUUACUCACGACAGUACAAAAGAUUCCUGUCAGACUGCCAGAAGGUGAAGCACUAAGUUAUGUUUUUGAACGAGCUAUGAACUGGCAACAUCGGACAAAGCAGCUUCUUAGCAGAGAUGAACUGCGCUUGGCCCAAAUAACAUCACAAGUAGCAAUCCAGGCAUGGCGGGGAAUGACAAAACAAAUGGCUGCCACUGAACUAGAGAAAAGAGUGGCUGAUGGUAACUUGCAGGUGAAUUCUGGCAAUGAGAAUGAACUUAUUACUGCAGUUUGUAAUACUAAUCCAUUUGAAAAGGAGAAGAUUGUAGGAAUCAGACCUCCAUGGCAGACGUGCAUUCCAGCUCAAGGGUUAUGCCUAUCAGAUGAUGUGAGGUCCCAACUUGAUGAGCUGAUGAUGGAGGCACUUUUACUGCAAGUGUCACUGCCCGAGAUGCAGCAAAUUUACCAGAUCUUCUGUGCAGCCCAGUACUCUGUAGUGGAAGAUCACCAGCCCCGAUCUGAACUGCUGAACUGCAAACCAGUGGAGGUCAUGCAGUGUCUUGCAGAGACCUGUACUUCUACAACUGAGGGUGAAGAUUGCUGUUUAAAGCCAGUGAAGAGAGAAGGAAACUGUGAGAAAAAGAAGAGACGGCUUGAAAAAGAUGGUUCAGUGGGUGAAAAAAGAGAAAAAUUGAAAAAACUAAACAAUCCGAAAAAGAGAAAUGUCAAAUUAAACCAGGAACGAACAAAAAAUCUAAGUUUGGUGAGAAUAGAAGCAGAAACGUAUUUGGAAUUUCUACAGCCUCAUGAGGCACUGUCAGUGAUAAUGGAGCCUCCAUAUUCUGAGCCAGAGGACUCUGAGGAUGAAGAUGCAAUCUGCCCGGCAGAAAGCUGCCAGCAGCCAGAGGGGGAUGAGGUUGACUGGGUCCAGUGUGAUGGCAGCUGCAACCAGUGGUUCCACCAGAUCUGUGUAGGUGUGUCCUCAGAAACAGCAGAAAAGGAGGACUAUAUCUGCAUCAACUGUACUGUAAAAGACCAGAACAACAGGAAACAGAAUGGCCAGGGCUAGUGUUUGGCAGCGUGCUAAUGAAUCACAUACUCCACAAGAAGCAGUGGAUUUGGUAUCUCUACAACCCACAAAUGGUGCUAUAUCUCUACUCAUGGGAUCAUCUACAAGGACACUCAAAAUUUUCCACCUUUGUAUUUUCUCAUUCUUGUAAGAACUUUUUGUCUGUGGUUGUGAAAGUAUACGAUGCUGGCUACACCCAGGGUUUUCUACCCGUUGUGGGGGCAAUUGGCUCUGGUUGAACAAUGCCAUACCCCUAUAUCUCGUCUGAGACUUGCCUGCAUAGAUACCCAAUCCUGUUGGGUGUUAAAGAUAUGCAAACACCAAAAAAAAUUUUUUUUAUGGGGUCCUCUGUUCAGUACAAUAUCUUAAUCUUAGAGAGAUUCUGACUUGUGUUUUGUAGGUUAGUUUUAUUUAUCUCAGCAAUAACAGGUUUGUGAGUUAAAGGGCCAGAUACAAUUUCUCAAGUUUGGCUGUUGUACAGAAUGCAGGAAUUUAGGCUCCUAGUGGCACAGGAAAAUUGGAUAAUCUGUAAUCAUACUGCCUACGCUGUACUUUGGCUUUUUUGGUAGCUUGUAUCUAAUGUUGCAGUCUCCUUUGUGAAAUAAACCUUUGUUUAUGAA